Messenger RNA from Oncorhynchus gorbuscha (pink salmon), 3920 nucleotides. Its product is annotated as RNA-binding protein Musashi homolog 2-like. The record is from RefSeq and is a predicted model, not a curated record. Lineage: Eukaryota; Metazoa; Chordata; Actinopteri; Salmoniformes; Salmonidae. Gene Ontology annotation, cellular component: cytoplasm. The coding region runs from base 132 to 1409 and encodes 425 amino acids. The transcript is spliced from 15 exons. Gene Ontology annotation, molecular function: RNA binding.
CUGAGUUGAUCCCACGUGUGACGAUUCCAUUCCCGGCUCAGUAAUAUUCUCAUAGCGGGCUUUGCAUAGCUUUUCCCGUGUCUGUGUGUGUGUGUCUGUUACUGUAGUUACUGCCUAUAGUUUGGUUAGCUAUGGAAGGAGACGGGAGUCAAGCCACAUCUGGAAGCCCAAAUGAUUCACAACAUGACCCGGGUAAAAUGUUUAUCGGUGGCCUCAGCUGGCAAACCUCACCAGACAGCCUUAGAGACUAUUUUAGCAAAUUCGGAGAAAUAAGAGAAUGUAUGGUGAUGAGAGACCCCACGACAAAACGUUCCAGAGGAUUUGGGUUCGUUACGUUUGCAGAUGCUGCCAGUGUAGAUAAAGUCUUAGCUCAACCACACCACGAAUUAGACUCAAAGACGAUUGAUCCUAAGGUUGCCUUCCCCCGACGCGCUCAACCUAAGAUGGUCACAAGAACAAAGAAAAUAUUUGUGGGCGGAUUGUCAGCCAACACGGUGGUGGAAGAUGUGAAGCAGUAUUUUGAACAGUUUGGGAAGGUAGAAGACGCCAUGCUCAUGUUUGAUAAAACUACUAACAGACAUAGAGGAUUUGGCUUUGUAACUUUCGAGGGUGAAGACGUCGUAGAGAAAGUCUGUGAAAUUCAUUUUCAUGAAAUCAAUAAUAAAAUGGUAGAAUGUAAGAAGGCCCAGCCCAAGGAGGUGAUGUUCCCACCAGGCACGCGAGGGAGGGCCAGGGGCCUGCCCUACACCAUGGAUGCCUUCAUGCUGGGGAUGGGCAUGCUGAGUGAGUAUGGACCAACACUACUCCAGCAAAGUCCAGCACACUACUCAGUCGCACACGGUUACCCGAACAUUGUGGCGACGUACGGCCGUGGAUACACUGGAUUCGCCCCGAGCUACAGCUAUCAGUUCCCUGGCUUCCCGGCGACGGCGUACGGACCGGUGGCGGCGGCGGUGGCGGCGGCGCGUGGCUCAGGUAGGGGGGCCCGUGGAAGAGGCGGCUACAUGGCGUACCCACAGAACGCAGGGCCAGGCUUUCCCGAUUACGGGUUUUACUCUGCGCCCAGUGACCAGAGGGGGGCGCCCUGCUCCUUUGCGGACUAUGGCUCCCUGGGGCCCCAGGCGGCUCAGAUGCUGCACAGUGAGCAUGCCACCUCCGCCUGCAACUCCCCCCUCCAGCACCUGCACAGCCCGGAUCAGUUUAAGAGCCCAGGGGGAAACCCACCUCGGCCUGGAGGUUUCCCUGGUGCCAACAGCCCUGGGCCUGUAGCCGAACUGUACGGCCCUGGAGGCCAGGACUCUAAUGUGGGCAACUACAUCAGUGCUGCUAGCCCCCAGCCUGGCUCCGGCUUCGGCCACAGCAUGGCAGGCCCGUUGAUUGCGACAGCUUUUACAAAUGGAUACCAUUGAACAGGUGGUUGGUUGCCAUCUCAUUGGAGCAGAGUCUAUCUGGUGGUCCAGGGAAGACAGGCCGAAGCUUCUAAUUAGCUCUGAGUAUAGGUGAUGCCAUCCAACUUCAAGCACUACAGCGUCACCCAGGAGAAAUGAGAGGUGGAACCACAACAACAACAACAACAACAACAACAACAACAAAGUUCAAAUCAUCUCAGAAAAGAAUAAACUGCUGUAUCAUAAUCCAACCCUGUAACCUGACAACCUGGCUUGGUAUGUUUCAUGUUGAUUUCAUUCACUUUUUUCCUUUCUUUUAUUAGUUCUUUGAUUAGCUUCAGAGAGAGGCAUUUUAGUUUCGCCUUAUUUGGGAUUUUGUCUUCUAGUGUACUCAUGUAAAUGGUUUUGUCUUCUAGUGUACUCAUGUAAAUGGUUUUGCUUCUCUCUUUGGGGGGUCAUAGUUGAAUGUUAUCAAGUCAUGCCUACACCUUUGGUACCAAUCAUUUAAACGAAACGGAUCAGAGCUUCAGGUGUGUUUUUGCACACAAAAUAAAUCCAAAGUGGAAAGGUUUGGAAAAAAAAACAUCCAUUUUAUUUCAAAUGACAUAUUCGAGAGUGUAACUAACUAAUGCAUUUUAGUAGCUGCUUUUUUUUUGGUGAUGUCUCAUUGUUAACCAUAAUUACCUAUUUUUUGGGCAAUACAAAGAGGACUCCAAUAUUUUUAUGGUCCUUUUUUAUAAAUGUUGUUUUUGUUGUUUAGAAAAAAACAUGUAUACUAUAAACAAUUUCAUAUAAAUACAUUGUGAAUUCAAGAUUUAAGAAAAAUAAAUGUAACUGUAAAUAUUAUUCCAAUCGUGCAUAACCAACUUGAUGAGAGGAUAGCAUAUUUUUGUGAUGGUUUGUCAAAGAAAUGUUCUAGCGUGUGAAUAGAAAAAAAGCUCUAAACAAAUACUAUUAUCCUUUACUGCUCGGAGACAGUGACUAACCCAGUGAUGGACAGAACACUGAUGGCUUGCUCUGGAAAUACACAAGCUGAAUAACUUUACAAGUGUCAUACCAGCAUAUUUACAAAAGGUGAGUUCAGUGCACAGUUCAGUUCAGUUUUAAGGUGAGUUCAGUUUUAAAGGAACAAAAAGAUCAUUGGUAUCUUUUUGUCUAACCAACUGUUAUUUAGAAAUCAAUAUUAUUUCAAAAAGAGUGAUCAUUUCUUCCAAAGCACACUGUAUUUAGUGUUGAAGAAUAGAACUCGAGCCUAAGCAUUUUACAGUGCUCUACGCAUCCUGACACUUUUAUACUCCGGAGAGAAGAAUUCAACUCGUUUGUAGUUGGUUGUUGUUUGUUCCCUCCUGCUUGUUCCUGUUAAGUUUGGGACGCAGUAUCUGGACUCUGUGGUAGAGUCCGUGUAUAACACUUGUUCUCUCCAUCAGUUCUCUUUUCAAAUGAAUUAGGAAGGCAAAUAUUUUGAUACCAUACCUCAGUCCUGUGAGUUAUACCUUGGAAUUGUUGACAAGUUUAAUUUAUUUUAGUGGCAAAUAGAUUAAAACAUUGAAUGGAAAAAAAUUAUAAAUCAUUGCACUGUGAGCAGUAAAGAAAGAACAGGCCAUUUCCUAUUUGCACAUGUAUAUGUUGGCUAUUUAAAAUGGUUGUGUCUGGGGUGAAGUAUGAAGGAAUAUUGGACGUUGCUCCUCUCUAGAAUAGGCAUACACAGGGGUGAAUAAACAGAUUGGCAGAUCGCAAUUAACUGAUUCAUUACUACCAAUGUUUUGUGGUCUUUGGAUUUCAUUGUAUGGUCAACUUCUAAUCUAAAAUAUUGAGAUCCGGCCAGAAGACACUGAAUAAAUGAUUCAUCCUGUUAAUCAUAGCUUGAUGCGCAGAUUUCUUAUGCAGUACAUGUGUAGGGACAGGUUUUGCUCGAAUAUAGAGAGACAUUUAAUGACAUGCUUUUAAGUGCAGUAAGAGUUGUACACAUGAUGAUGGAAUGAGUGGUGUCUAUUCUGAUGAUGUACUUUUCCUGCUGCAAAUGUAUUUGGUAUUUCAUUUCACCUGAUGUUUCAUUUCAUUAGCUCUUUUGUUCAGAACAACCAGGUGAAGGAAAAUACUGGAUGCUUUUGAACGAUGUGGAGAUAAACAAGUAAUAAUUGAAAUGAGAAAACAGAAGAGAACCGGUGUAAUGUUCAAAUGUAAAAGAAAAAAAGAAAUACAAAAAAAAAAAAGAUGCUUCUUCACUGAUUUCAAUUUUGAGUCAGGGGGUUUUAUUGAUAUUGUGGUUACUAUUAAUAAUUGUAAUAUUAUAUUAAAAUGUACUGUGCAUCCAUCGAUUUCUCUCUUUCCAUUCCCUGUCACCACAUACAAUAUUUUGUUGAUCAUCCAUGCAUAUCAAGUGUGUACAAAAAACAAAAUCACAAUGAACUUGUAACAGAGUGCUGUCUUUGAUACCAGUGUAGUGGUCUAUGCUCUUCUUUGUUGUUCUCCCUUCCUCUGCCUCCUUCCUCUGUCACAUUAUACCCCACCCACCACCCCCCUCUCUCUUAC